CCCUCCACUUGCUGUUCAACCCUCCACUUCACAGAGACCGGACCACUGUUUAGUGAGGAUUGUGCACAAAGGGAUGUGACAGACUUGUUUUUUUUUUUUUGUCUUCUCAGAGAUUAUUCGGACUUCUUUAAUUUUGUUUUUCUUCCUUGGGACACUGGCCAUGUCUGAAAGUAUUGUGAGGAAGGUGCAGCCUUUCACCAUCGGGACAAGGCUGUCAGUCCCCGCUGUGCCAAAAUGCCAGGACUUUCCUCAGAGUUAUCUGCCCGACGAGACUCUGGAUAACUGCGUGUUACAGCACAACCUGAACUCGCUCUACCUCAGCCGGUCCCAGGUCUGCGCACAUGGGCCCCGUCUCGUGCCGCCGAUCGUCAAGCAGGUAGCCCCCGUGAAACAGGACCAGGAGCACAUGGCCGCGGAGGACCACCUGAACGAGAACGUCGCCUCUCCCUCGGCUGUGUCCAGAUCCAUAAAGAAGAUCACAAUCUCUGGGAGUAAAGACAGGUCGGAGAACGAGACAGCGGCGGGGCCGCCGGCACAGCUUUCGAUCACAGGGUCCACGUCUGAAAACAACAACAACAACAACAACAUCACCGGCACGUCUGAUCCACAUCUGCCCAGGAUUGUGGGAGUGAGCUGUGAGAAUAAACCCAAAUCUCAGUUUAAGGUUUUACUCAGAAAAGAGAGCACAGAGGAAACUCAGCCCACGCAGGAAUCAAGCAGACCCAAACUGAAUGGAGAGAAAUGCAUCCAACAGCUUUCAGUGCCUGACUCGCAGAAGAAAGAGCCUCAGAGGAAAGAAAGUCAUCCGCGCACACACAAUGAGGCGUUGGCAGCCGCCGCGUCCCAGAGCGACUGCUUCACUCAGCGCACCUCGCUUUUCAACAAGGAAGUACUGCAGGCAGAGGCAUGGAUCAAGGGCAAGCUGCAAGACUUAAAGGAUGGAUGUAAUAUUCAGUGCUGCCCCCUGCAGGACUGGGAGGAAGCCUCACAGACGCUUCAGAGAGACCUGAAAGACUUUGAGAACACCCUUAUUCAACUAAACCAGAUGGGUGAGCAGUUGAUCUGCAAGCUGAACCCCACGUCCGAUCUGGUGAAGAAGCAGCUCAGCCAGCUCAGGGAGCAGUGGCAGACCCUGAAGCAGAUGGCUGCGAAUCAGACGAGGGCCCUCGGUGGAGCCAAGAACCUGCAGGAAUUCAACAAAAAAGUGGAUAAGUUGGAGGCGUGGAUCAAAGAGAAGCAGGAAGAGGAGCAGUCUCUGGUGAAUGUCCUGGGGGAAAAUGUUGACAAAAUGCAGUUGACCAGGAGAAUUUUAGAUCUGAAACAGGAUGAGCAGCUACACAGAAACCUCCACGAGGAGAUUAACAACUUGGCCCUAAAACUGGAGAAACAAGGGAAGACAGAUGGCAAAAACAUCUCCACCAGGAGGAAGCACAUCAAUAAAAUGUGGCUGAAGGUCCAAUCUCACCUAAAAAACUACCAUGAAAACCUUCACCUGGCACUGGAAGUGUCCUCAUUUUACCAGCAGGCGGAUAAUACACUGUUUGCUAUUAACAACAUGAGGAAAAGCAUAUCUGCAUCCAAAGAGCUCGACGGCUUUGGCGACAGAGAAAUACGUGACAUUGCCAGUCAAAUCAUGAUGCUAGAUGUGAGUGUGUCCCAGCUGUCUAAUCUCCAUCCCGCGCUGGCCGCCAGCGUCUCCCAGAAGCAGAGCGAGGUGAAGGACUGCUGGGCGCUUCUUCAGAAGGUUUUCAGGAGUGACAGGACCACACUCUCUCCCUCUGGCUCCGCUUUCACCAGGGAAGAUGCUGACCUCAUGACACGGGCUCGCGAAGCCCAGUGCAGCAUGGGAGCGGAGACACAUGGGAUCAUGGGAAAGGAGGUGAAGGAGGAGCAGAACCGUCUGAAAGGAUGUGUGAGCACUGUUGACUGUGGGAGUGGUAGGCGAGCACACAGCAGCCAAAGCCAGGAGCAAAAAUCGGCGAACCACUCCUCUUCACCGACGGGAGACGGCCCCGUCUUUGCAAACAACGCCGCGGUCCGGCAUCAGCUCAGAGGGGAAAGCAGUAAGCCCAGAGCUGAGCCCAAGCUUGCCACCGCCCCGCGAGGCCACCCACAGCUUCACAUGCAGCUUCAGAAGUUCACCGUGUCUGCUGACAAGACUUUGUCCUGGCUCAAAGACAACGUCUCCAUGGCUACGCAGGUGUGUUCAAUAGCCAGCUUUGAGGGGCUGGAGGCAGCCAGGAGAUGUCAACACACUCUCGAACAAGAAAUCCUCAAAAACAGAGCCAGGAUAGAGGUGGUCAAAAGGGAGGGCCACGGGCUGGUCCGUGCGCAGCACCCAGGCAGCACCAGGAUUGAGGAGUUUCUCGGCCAGCUGGAAGUCCUGUGGGAAGAACUGAGGAGGAGGCACCAGAGGAAUGCCGUGUUCCUGCAGGCCUCAGAGGAACUGGGUUAUAGGGUUGUGAAAGUGCUCCAGGCCCUGGGCAGCCUGGAAGCCUGGCUGGAGUCAGUGGAGCUUUCCAUGAAGGAAUCCGCGUUGGCCGGUGACCCCGAAACGAUGAGCGUGGCCGAGAGGGAGAGCUGUCUGCUGGAGAGAGAGGUGGCGGCGCGCAGCCUGGAGCUCAGCGCUCUGAGGCAGGAGGUGGACUGCCUCCACGGCCACAGUCACCCACACACACGGGGGCUGGCAGCACGCAUGGAGGAGGUGGAGAAAAAGUACCACCGUGUCCAAAGUGCCCUGAACCAGCAGAGCUCGGAACUGCAGGACACGCGCAUGCUGACUGAGUUCCUGGAGCGCGUGGAGCUAGAGGAGAGCCAGGAGCUGAGUGGCAGCCAAUACGACCUAGGCCAGCAUCUCCACAGUGAGAUUGCCUCAGCAACUACUUUGCUGGGACUCAACAGCAGUGGAAGUGGCGAGCCCCUGAUAGAGACCAUGGGGGAUCCCGUGGAAGAACUGCGAGAGGCUGUGGAGAUGCUGAACGACACGGUGAGGGAACGAGGCCGAUCACAGAGCCACGACCAGGCCAUCCAAGAGCUCCUGAGUAAGCAUGCCAGCCUGGCGGUCCGUGUGGAGGAGUGCCUGUGCUGCAGCAAGGAGCUGUGCUUGGACAUCCUGGAGAAGGAGACAGACAUGGCCAUCCAGUGUGAGCCAGACCGCUGUGGUCUCGAGGCUCUGCAGGAGAAGCAGGACCACCUGGAGAUUGACUGUGAAGUCAUCAGGGAGGAGGUAAAGGAGAUGGCGAACCAGGCUUCUCGCUUGAAGGAGCUGUGCCCGGAGAGGGUGCACGCUCUCGGGGCAAAGAUCCAGAACACGCUGCAGGCCUGGAGCGAGCUGGGAAAGAGCGUGACAGAGAACAAAUCCCGUCUGCGAGAGUUCGUGCAGCUCCAGGACUUCUUCAGGAGCUACCUUGGCAUGAUCUCAUGGACAGAAGACACCAGGUCAAGCAUUUUCUCAGAUACCGCCUUGCACCUCGGGAGAGACGGGCAGAGGCCGCUGGCCGCAGAGCUCGACAUGCAAAUCGAGCAGAAGUUUGAGGAGUUCGAUAAGCUGGCGGCCACGGGGAAGAACAUUUUGGACAAAGAGCACCACCUCACGCAGAUGGUAAAAGAGCGCAUGGAGGAGCUGAGGAGUAUGCUCGGGUGGAUCCUGGUGCACUGGAGGGCUCAGAAACAACAGUGGCUUCACAAGAAGAGCAGAGAGGAGACUUCACAGGACAACAUUUACUCUGAAGCGACAAUGUGCCUUCCAGUAACAGAGGGUUUGGCUCCUGAGCCGGAGGCCCUCCAGCCCCAGCAGCCCCAGGUCGUCAGCCCCGGCGAAGACACAACAAAGGCAGGAAGAGAUAGCCAGCCCUCACGCGUGCUGCCCAGACAUGCCGAGGAGCACGAAGAGAUGCAGUCAGAUGACGGAUAUGAGAUUAUGAAAAGCGUCGGACCCCAGGACGAUUCUCCCAAGGCCAACAUCGUGGUGCUCAAAGAGGGCAACAGCCCUCCUGUAGGGGGCACAGUCAACCUCAUCCUUAGCUUCGGAAACACAGGGGACAGCCAGGUUGAGGUGGUGGACCUUCCUCCUCAGACAGAUGAGGUAGUGGAGGAGACCUCUGAGCCCGUCCACAGGCCCGCUAUGCCUCAAUCUUCUGCUUGUAAAAACUUCUGGAGGCGCUGCCAGGGGCUUUUGGAAAAUACUUUGGGUAGUUUAAAGCGAAAGAGAAAGAUUUAUCGGCAGAGUGCAAAUGAGGUAAGUACCUACUUACACGUCAAGGAUAACAACCUGGCUGUGUCCCCUGUGUAUGAGAGUAUCACCCUGCCUCGCCUCAAAAGUCGCUCUGCAGCCUCAGCCUCCCCUACUUUCCUGCCGUCCUCCUCCCUGCCGUCUUCCUCGUCGCCCGUGCCGCUGGCGACCAACGUGACCUUCCACCCUUCGACGGCGAGCGGCGGCGGCUCCAUCUUCAGCAGCCUCAAGAGGAUGGGCAAGAAGAGGAAGAGGAAGAGAGACGCUCGCCGGCACACCAUCCAGAAGAUCAUGGGAGUGGAGGAGCACACGGAUGGGUCGCCCCAUUAUGACUGUGAGGCGAUCGCGUAUGACACGCGCACUUGGCCACUGAAGGAGGGUCGGAGGAAGAAGAAGAGUUCGGCAAAGAGCGACGACGGGCUGGAAGCUAUGGCUUACAUGAAGAACCCCCUGCUGAGGGACAUCGACACAGAGUGCGCAGGAGAAUACAGCAUUAACCCGUAUGCUGUGUCAGCAGGGCCAACCACUUCGCCCUCAGCAGGUCAGGUGAGAAGUCACUGCAGAUUCCUCUCGCUGGGCUCCGUGCUGAGCUUUGAUCUACCUAAGGACAUGAACCUGAUCCCCAGCAUUCAGGACAUCAUCACCAUCGCCCCUCCGGAGUCCAAAAAGGGAGGCUCAGCUGAUCCGGACCCCCACUCCCAGAGACUGACCGUUUUGAGCUCUUUCAGACAAACUCGACCCGGUCCCGCCAUCGCACACACUGAAACACAACCGUCAACGGCCGUAGUCAAAGAUCUCCCUGAUGCGGACAAGAGUUUUCAAACUCCACCCCCUUCCUCCUUGGAAGACGACGAUGAGGAUCAGACUGUAACAUGUGCCGACUUAUCCAAAACCCAGUCGAUUGUGUGUGAAGAUGCAGAGCAGGAGUGCGACAAGAAGGUAUCAGAGCCUUCAAAGCUACCCAUUUAUGUGAACCAAGUCUCUACUUCCACCACAGCUGUGCAUAAACACCAGUGCCCUAGUGUCCACACACUCAUUAAAGACCUUAAAGGACACCGGUACCACAGACACACAAGGCCCCAGAGUGUGCAUGAAGAGUGUGCCGGACUUCACGCAAGCCAAGCCACUCACAUGAGAGUGAACCUCAAGUCGACCGUAAGCGUGAGCGUUCGACAGGACUCGGUGGACUCCGGCAUCUCCACCUCCAGCAGCAUCAAGCUCUGCACCGAUGCUCCGUGUCCGGACAACCUGCGGCCUAAGGGGGUGGUGGGGAGGCUCAUAUCUCUUGAAGUGGGAGGACUCGACUGCACCAAGACGAGGGAAAACGACGCGGCCUCCUCGGGUCCAUCUCCAGACUCGGCAGGGGCAGAAGCAGAGCCGGUUCACCUCGACCACCAGCAGUUUGAGGAGGACGAGGAAGAGCUGGAGGACAUCUGGAACCGGACUAGCAAAUACAGGCAGAGCAUCUGCUCAGACAUCAUGUACCAGCCCAGUCAGGACGACUCUGCACCCUCGGAGCAAGCAGUAGAGUCGGUUUGCAGCUCGCCUCCAGCCACGGCCCCGACUGUGUUGUACAGGAACCUGGUCACGGCCUCGGCACCCAACCUCCUCGUGGCUGAGUUCAAACUGCCUUCCCACAUCCAGAGUUUGCUGGGUUACGAGAAAGAGCAGAGUCCCAAAGAUCACCUUCCUCCACUGGCUACGGGAGACAGGAGGUCCUGGGCGGCUUUUCCUCACCGGGAACCAGCCGGCAAGACUUCGGUGGCAGUGAACGAGACGGCGUCUGAUCCCGUGACGCUGCCGGACGUAGGGGACAAUCAGAGAUACAUUUAUCAGUACAGAGAGGAUGAGGAGGAGGAGGAGGCGGAGGAGGCGAAGGUGGGGGAGGAGGCGGACGAGCUCACGGGUUGCUUGAAGGACCAGUCGAUGAGUCUGCUGUCAGUCCACAUGGGUUUAGAUGGAGUCUGUCAGCAAAGAUCAGCCUCACAAACCCUGGAGGACUCAAAGAAGCCAGAAGGGCCGGUGGCCACAGGAGGGCGCUGUUUCACCCUGAGCGGAAAGCCUGAGCUGCAGUCUAUGGAGGGAACGCUGGAGAGGAAGCACAAGCUGCAGCUGGGAGGAAAGAAAGCGGCCUCCAGAGGCUGGAACUCCUACCACGCAGUCCUAUAUAGACAGACCCUGUGCUUCUACCAGGAUAGAAAGGAUACACUGAGGAGUUCUGCAUGUGGGCUGCCACUGAACCUCACAGGAGCGGAGUGCUCACCUGCCCCAGACUACACCAAAAAACCCAACUGCCUUCGAUUACAGCUCCGUGAUGGAUCUGAAUAUCUACUCAAUGCUUCCUCGCGCUUCAUGAUGAGGAAGUGGAUGAUGAAAAUCCAAUCAAACACAGGUCAGAUUGAGUCCUCGGUGUCGAGUGUCCCUUUUGAUGCAGACGUCCCCAUUUCCUUAAAGCCCUCCUUCUGCUUCGGAUGUCACAAUGCAGCCAGUUGCCGCUGCUCCUCUCCACAUGAUGUCACUCGCACGUUCCCCAGCAGGAGCAAACCGCCGGUCUCCGCCCAAACCAAAGAAAUCGUUGUCCUCACCCGCGAGUUCAGUCAGCUGCCGCAGAGUCACUUAAAAAGUUUGGACGAGCAUUCGGCCAUCUCUUCCUCAGACGCAGCCCGCUGUGACGAUGACUGUUCAAAGCAGGCAAUGACUCACAGACUCUCCGGAGGACUCAGAGACGACACCUCUUCCUCCCCUCACUCCCCUGUAUUCAGCGGUCAGGACUGGCUCAGCAGCAAGCGCCGCUCCCACUCUUUUACAUCAGCAACGUACCAGAAGAUCAAGCCCAUGUCGCACACCACCGCAGGAGGGAAAUGUCUGGAAAGAGGCUCCAACUACAGUGUAACUCUGGUGGUGGGGGACAAGUCGACGGACAGAAGCUCUGAGCCUCCACUGCUGGCCUCAGCUGGAUGGCAGCAGGACACGUAUCAGGACGCCGCUCUGAGGAGCUACGCCAGCCUGCCGCGUCCACGCAACAAGUCCGUCUUCAAGAAGUUCUUUGGGAGAAAGGACCUCUGAGCGUAAAGGAUGAUCGUGCUAGAGGGUUUUACACAUAGUUUCUAACGUGCAGUGCACAUAUUAAGCAAAAAAAAAAAAAAAAAAGACUACUACUGACCAUAUUUAUGAUCCAAAGACCUACCACAGUUUUAUUUUUGAUGUGUCACUUCGUGGGCUGAAAGGUCCUCAUAGUACGUUGAGUGUUUACUUCUUUACUGUAUGCGUGUGCACUGUGUAGCUGCAGAUUUGAUUGAUUGAUCCCAGUCUUAUUGGAUUUCUUCUUUACUUUCCUUCCAGUUAUUGUGUUAUGACCAAGCAUUAACGAUACCCUGAGCUCAUGACGCUUGCAUUACCAUCACUUUGCUUCCCGUGUGUGGUGCACUCAAAUAUUUUUACUUAACCACAAACCAGCAGUUUGAUACUGCUCCAGCUUGUUUGAUAUAAAUACUUUUUAAAUACUAAUUGUAGAAAAAGACUAUACAUAAUAAAACAUGAGGAAAAAAAAAAACAGUUUGCUUUGGCUGUGAUUAAAGAUUUAUUUUUUAAGACA
Mugil cephalus (flathead mullet) is the source of this 7826-nucleotide messenger RNA. RefSeq lists its product as uncharacterized. Gene Ontology annotation, cellular component: Z disc; cell projection; cortical actin cytoskeleton. Gene Ontology annotation, molecular function: actin filament binding; phospholipid binding. The record is from RefSeq and is a predicted model, not a curated record. The coding region runs from base 161 to 7297 and encodes 2378 amino acids. Lineage: Eukaryota; Metazoa; Chordata; Actinopteri; Mugiliformes; Mugilidae. Gene Ontology annotation, biological process: actin cytoskeleton organization; muscle cell development. The transcript has 34 exons.